Molecule: messenger RNA, 1597 nt
Organism: Marchantia polymorpha subsp. ruderalis
Lineage: Eukaryota; Viridiplantae; Streptophyta; Marchantiopsida; Marchantiales; Marchantiaceae
Source: the annotation of a GenBank genome assembly
AAUUCUCCAAGAUCCGACGAUACUGUGUCGGAAUUCCGAGAGGAGCAUUUCCGAGGGUGCAAGUGUGAGCAGAUGAUUGAGUAGGCGGUGCAACGAAGGCAGAGCUUCCAGUCGCUCGAAGGCGCCACCGCACCGCGCUCGGAUGAGAUCAUCCAGCUCUGCAAUUGUACUUUUCCGGUCGAUCGAGUACGUGUUCAUCGGUUCUCGGGCUGCUGUAAUCUGAUCGAAAACAGCAGCGCGAGCAAAUUGGUUGCGGGGUGUGAUUGGGUGGAAAUCCGUGGGUCGCGGGUCGGGGACAGUAGCGGAAUGGAAUGGAGAUGCUUGCAAUUUGCAGAUUAAAGUAUUAAGUGCUACUUGAUGUGGAAGCCCGAGCGAUCGCGCUAAGUUCUCGCACAGAAUAACGAUGAAAGGCUGGCCCCUCAAGCGUGCUGGGCUCAUUGGCCAGAGGUUCGGAAGUCAGUUAAUGUAAAAGCUGCUCUCCCACGAUUGCCUCGUGCUUGCGGUGGGGAUUCUGUUGCUCGAUGGUGGAGCGAGUUGUUCCUGGUUGCAUGCCAUUCAGGAGUUGAGGUUUUCGAGGAAUGGUGAAUGGUCGGCUCCAAGUGACUGAAGCGGUUGAUUGCUGAUACGUCCGCGGCAUGGGGUCUGCUCUCUCUUCUACGGAUUAUGAAGAAGAUGACACAAAAGGCAGAAAUGAGUCGGUGGACCCCGUCUUGGAGAAGCUUCGAGAUCUCCAUGUUGUUACGCCAAUUUUGAAGACUCCAACAGGGGACAGCAGUCUCACAGACAUACUCCUAAGGCGUACUCCUUCACAGUCAACUUCCGAAGCUUUGGACCCUACAACUACAGCAAAACUGUUCGCUGUAUAUCAAGAAUGGCAGCGAGUUACAGCUGCGAACAUCGCUAAAAAUCAGGAAGAGUUAGGGCACAAGAUUAUCGGUGUAGAAGAGCUGUCUUUGAAGCUUCUCCAGAGGUUGAUGUACGCGGGCCGUGUCAUGGAGUCCAGUGCUGCCCAUUUAAAGUCUGUGCAUGCUCUGCAGGUGGAAGUCACAGAUAUGAAGCGGACUCUGACAGAAACAAUAAGUAACUACGAGAAACUCUGUCAGAAAGUCGAGACUAUGGGGCUACACAAGAGAAAUAUCAAACCAAUGUCAAUCAGUAGUCAGUCGCAGUUUGGAUCACAAGAUGUACGAGCCAAAACUCUCUCUCUGCCACAGUUGACUACUGAAACCUCUUCAGAGCAGAUCUAAGUGCAACUGGUCACUGGAAAUUGUUAAUGUCGACGUUUAGUUCUGGCAGCACGAGUUCCGCGUAAAGACGUCCUUUCCUGAAUCUUAGUCAUUAGUGGUGGAUAGUGACGAAUUGUCUCAUCCAUAGGAUGUAAACCAGCUCGCAUUGGGGUCAACUAGCUCAUAAGAAUCUGAACGGUACCUACAGAGCUCAAGGGUAAUCAUUACUCGGCAUUUGCGAUGGUUAAGACUUCUUCUAUUGUACAGUCCAGCGCUAAGAAAUCUAUUCAUCUGUCCAACGAGGGACCUGUGCACCUGGUACGUAAAUCAGGUUGACUUUUUUUGUGUUAUUAUGUAACGGCUGCAGUUCC